This is a messenger RNA of Babesia ovata, 564 nucleotides long. RefSeq names its product 3 -5 exonuclease. Gene Ontology annotation, molecular function: nucleic acid binding; 3'-5' exonuclease activity. The coding region runs from base 1 to 564 and encodes 187 amino acids. The record is from RefSeq and is a predicted model, not a curated record. The transcript has 2 exons. Gene Ontology annotation, biological process: nucleobase-containing compound metabolic process. NCBI's taxonomy places the organism in Eukaryota, Apicomplexa, Aconoidasida, Piroplasmida, Babesiidae.
AUGGGCGCAGGCUGCGUCGGAUUCGACCUGGAAUACGUGCCCGACUACUACGCCUCAGCGCUGAGGGAUAGGAGCGCCCGCACGCGCCCUGCUGUGAUCCAAAUUGCCAGCAGUGACGUUUGCCUGGUCUACCUUGUCUACAAGAUCGGUCACUUGCCGGAGUCCAUCUCGUCCGUUUUGCGGGACCCGGCGGUUUUAAAGGUAUCGCAUGGCGCGCCGUCUGACAUGCGCUUGCUGUAUCGUCAUUUUGGGGUCCAGAGCCGGAGCUUCGUCGACCUGCAUCAAGUGUGCCAGGAGAUGAGGCUGCGCCCAUGCAGCCUAAAGAACGUAGUUGAACAUGUGUUGGGUUUGGGCCUGACCAAAAAGCACCAGUGCUCGAACUGGGAGGCGGCAGCGCUUUCCCAGGAGCAGAUCCAGUACGCCGCAACGGACGCCUGGGUGACGCUGGAGGCGUUUUUGCGAAUAAAACCGCGAUCGAUUCAGAAGCUCCUGGUAAACGAUAACGGAGACGUGGAAUUCGCCGAUUCUAAGGCGUCUGGUGAAAAAACUAGCCGGAGCGCUUGA